This is a messenger RNA of Beauveria bassiana ARSEF 2860, 885 nucleotides long. RefSeq lists its product as uncharacterized. The transcript has a single exon. The record is from RefSeq and is a predicted model, not a curated record. Lineage: Eukaryota; Fungi; Ascomycota; Sordariomycetes; Hypocreales; Cordycipitaceae. Bases 1 to 885 code for a protein of 294 amino acids.
AUGUCCGACAACGCUCCCAACGCCGGCGUUGCCCAUCGCCGCAGCUCCAUCACCCAGGCUGCCCUCUCCAACCUCUUCCAACGCGGGCCCUCCAAUGGAAAUGUUCCCCCACUGCCCGGCGCUCCAAGCAUGACUGACCCCCGCGGUCGCCGCCUAUCCGUGAGCACCAUUGGCCUCUCCGGCAGCUCGCCCACGAACCCUGCCGCCUUUGUCCGCCGCGAGAGCGUCUCGACCACUUCCAACGCCGGCUCCAACGCCGGCUCCAUCGACGAGUCUGCCGUCGAGGAUGACGACUUUGUCCCAGGCAGCGCUAGAACCACGCCCAACACGCCUUUCACUCGACGCAUGAGCUUCGGUGCCUCGGCCGGCUCUGGCUCUUUGAGGGGGUAUCGCCCCUCCAACAGCCCUGGCAAUGGUAAUACCAACCCAACAACUCCUCCUGCCCACCCGCAGCAGGCCCAGCCCCAACCUGCCCUCGCCCGCCGGCUCUCCACCAACAAGUCGCCUCCCGUGGCGGCCUCGUCGGGCUGGUCCGUCUCCGGGCGCCGCCCAAGCACCGUCCUGUCGUCGUCUCUACCACAGGCAAGCUUCACCAUGCACAAAAGAGCCCCUUCUGACUAUGCAAAUUCUCGAGCAGACCAGCAAGGCUUCAACUGGUCCGAACAGUUGAGAUCCCGCGCAGAGAGCUCCGUCGCCAGCGCCCGACCCUCCUUUUCCUUCGCUUCUGGCUCGCCUACUAGGAUGGCCCAUGACCGUGCCAGGUCUGUCUCCGAGAUGGCUUCGCCUCCCAGUCAGGUGCCUCCUCCCGUGCAGCCUAGGCAAGAUAAGCCCAAGCCCGAUGCGUUCCAGGAGAGGAUUCUCAAGGGAGAUUUCUACAUGGAUUGA